CCCGAGUGCAGGUGACCCGGCGGGAGGUUGCUGCGCGGCGGGGCCGGGGCCGGGGCCGGGGCAGAGGCAGGCGGCGGCGGCGCCCGGCCAUGCACGUCAAUGGCAAGGUAGCGCUGGUCACCGGGGCGGCGCAGGGCAUCGGCCGGGCCUUCGUGCAGGCGCUGCUGGACAAGGGCGCCAAGGUGGCCCUGCUGGACCGCAACCCCGAGGCCGGCCGGGAGAGCAAGGCGGCCCUGGACGGGCAGUUCGAGGCGCAGCGGACCGUCUUCAUCCAGUGCGACGUUACGGAGCAGGAGCAGCUGAAAGGUGCUUUCGAAAAAGUAAUUGAACAUUUCGGAAGGCUGGAUAUUGUGGUUAAUAAUGCUGGAGUGAAUAAUGAAAAGGACUGGGAAAGCACAAUACAAAUUAACUUGACAUCUGUGAUUAGAGGAACCUACCUUGGCCUAGAAUAUAUGAGAAAAGGAAAUGGCGGUGAUGGUGGAGUAAUCAUUAAUAUCUCAUCCUUGGCAGGACUCAUGCCUGCUGCCUUCCAGCCAGUGUACUGUGCUACAAAGCAUGGCGUAAUCGGAUUCACACGAUCGAUAGCACUAGCUGCUAGUAUGGAAAACUAUGGUGUGAGACUCAACACUAUUUGCCCAGGGUUUGUCAACACACCAAUUCUUCAGUCAAUAGAUAAAGAAGAGAAUAUGGGACAAUACUAUUCAUACAAGGAUGAGAUCAAAAAUAUGAUGCAAUUCUAUGGUGUGAUGGACCCAUCAUUAAUUGCCGAGGGACUGAUAACAAUAAUUGAAGACGAUACUCUAAAUGGAGAAGUCAUGAAGAUUACAGCAUCACAAGGGAUUCAUUUUCAACAAUACAACCAAUUGCCUUUUUCAUCAUCAAAGAGAUAAAACUAUUUGUUUUAUGCUUUUUUUGCUUUUUUAAAUAUAACUUUUGGAAAAGAAGUAUUUUUGGAAAAAUGUUAAUGUAGAGCAGUGAUAGUAUUAAAACAGUUGCAACCAAUAAAUAACAAAGAUGGAAGAGCAAAUCUGACGUGGGAUGAUGUUAUCAUCUUAUUUUGAUUCUAUAAACACUAAUAAUAGGUUUUUACUUUUUUUAGUAGAAUAAGCACACUGCUCUGCAAUUUUUUAAUUAUGCGCAAAUAGGGGUCAGACUUUUCCUUUUGGUAGUUCUGUGCAAUUAUCUGAUCUGCAUACCCCAAGCAUAUUUUGGUGGACCUGAUUUACUUAGUGUAAUUCCUCUUACUGUAAUAAAGGUGUACGUAUUUGCAUCCUGAAUUCUUUAUGUCAGGAAUUCAGUUUAGGACUCCAGAACACAAGUAUACCUACAAGGAGUCAAGAAUAUUUUUUGUCCUUAUAUGAGUAUGUAAAAUAUAACAAGAGCCAAAAUUCUCUUUCCUCAUUUAUAAAUGCAACUGAUGUUGUACGUCAUGCAAGAAAGUACAGAUUU
Molecule: messenger RNA, 1449 nt
Organism: Rhea pennata
Lineage: Eukaryota; Metazoa; Chordata; Aves; Rheiformes; Rheidae
Gene: HPGD
Product: 15-hydroxyprostaglandin dehydrogenase
Exons: 7
Coding region: 90-890 (266 amino acids)
Biological process (GO): female pregnancy; prostaglandin metabolic process
Cellular component (GO): cytoplasm
Molecular function (GO): 15-hydroxyprostaglandin dehydrogenase (NAD+) activity
Source: RefSeq, a predicted model, not a curated record